UUUGCACGAGCUACAGCUAUUGGCCGAAGGCUCGCAUACUGAAGACCCUGAAAUGUCAAGAACUGCAGCCACCAUAGAAAACUUCAUUAGUACGAUCAACGGUACUGUUUCUGACACAACAGUUACCUACAAUUUAGUGAAAGGUCUUAACGCGGCCCUUAUCGAUAUCAGAGUACUCUUGAGUUGCUACGUAAACAGAGCCAAGUUGCUGACACACAUCUCUGAUGAGUGCAAAAAAGGUACCGAUUCUCUGCGAAACUUGUACAAUGAAUCAGUGCCCAAAUUUGGAACCGAUGGCGACAACUGCAUUUUAGAUGACGAAGGUAAUGCAGCAUACACUACAUUUGAAGGGACAGAGAAAAGCAUCGAAUCAAUGGCGGCCACCGAGGGCUACAAUGCUGACUGCGUCUUGAAUAGUGUAGACAAGAAAGAGACGGCUUGUCGUUAUAAGAGCGAAGGAUACACAAAUGAUCAAAUCGCCACAAUGAUGAGCUUGACCACCGACCAUGUCGAACACUUCCUCWCUGACUGCCCAGAACCAGACCUGACUCCAAUGCAGCAGACACAGAUCUGUCAGUUUAAGGGAAUAWACUGGACCGCAGCUCAAAUCCACAGCUUUGUUAUGCCCGAGAUCAGUGAAGCCACAAUUCAGACUUACAUGGAUAACAACUGCUAAAAAGGCGCAGUGAAAUGGUUCAUAAGCCACGCAUGCGUUAAAAAAUGUUUGUGUGUGUGUGUUUUAUGCCUAUUGCUUUGUGCCAUUUGUAAAAAUGACU
Exaiptasia diaphana is the source of this 776-nucleotide messenger RNA. RefSeq lists its product as uncharacterized. The record is from RefSeq and is a predicted model, not a curated record. Lineage: Eukaryota; Metazoa; Cnidaria; Anthozoa; Actiniaria; Aiptasiidae. The transcript has 3 exons. Bases 53 to 676 code for a protein of 207 amino acids.